AUGAAGAGAUCAGGCGCUGAAGGGCACCCUUCUAUGAAAGUAUCUUUAUCGGUUGACCAAGCUGCGAGAGAAAUUCUUCAGAAAUCAUUCUGCAUCUUUCAAUCAAACCCGACAGUGAGAAAUCAGAUUUCCCGUUCAAGAUCGGAAGCCCUUAAGAUUCUCGACCGACCAUUACUAUUUGAGUCGCUUUCUCGUUCAUGCCAUCAAGUGAUUGACGGAAACUUGCACGGAUUUCACCUUCCGUCCAAUGCAAAGAGGCUCUUUCGUGCAUUCCCAUCAUCUAAGCUUCAGCCGUGGCCAAACAGUACGUUCAAGUCGUCCUCUCAAGAUCUGAGUGCAUCACUGCACGGGAUUCUAGUUGACAUUCUGAACAAGCUAAGGGAAUUAUCAGAGUCAAAGAGCGGAGAUUACGGAACUGAAACUAACCCAAAACCAAAUCAAUUGACAGACAAUAAAACGACUUUACAGAGUAGAAGAAAGCGAAAGCGAGGUUGGGAAGAAUCAAAUACCAAAUCUGCCAAAGCAGUUCCCACUGAUAAUACAUACAGUGUACCUACAACAGUAAAGGAGACAACAAAAUGCCCGCUCGAUUACUUUUUCUAUCACAAUAAUGAUUCCCGGUACAUCAACUGCAGUGAGCAUAUUGAUCGGGGUGCAUUGAUUUGUAUAUGUUUGUCAUCAACAACACCUGGCUUGGAAGUGCUGCCACGAGGGGCGAACGGCUUUGUUUGCCCCGAAGAAACUUUGAUCGACCACAACAAUCUUGAUGACGAGAGGAAUGAUGAUGAUGCUGCUGCUGCUGCUGCUUCGGAACUCAUUUGUGUCAUGGCUGGGGAUCAACUCGGAACGAUGCUUGGGAAAGAACGAAUGGCGUGUGUCCACCGUGUGCGCAAUGAUCUACCCCGUCCACGGCUCUCAAUAUCCUACGAACUCAGAUUGUAG
Cylindrotheca closterium is the source of this 942-nucleotide messenger RNA. The record is from the annotation of a GenBank genome assembly. NCBI's taxonomy places the organism in Eukaryota, Bacillariophyta, Bacillariophyceae, Bacillariales, Bacillariaceae.